Molecule: messenger RNA, 1074 nt
Organism: Adineta steineri
Lineage: Eukaryota; Metazoa; Rotifera; Eurotatoria; Adinetida; Adinetidae
Source: the annotation of a GenBank genome assembly
AUGAAAUCAAUAAAAUCUAUACGAUGGUUUAUAGUAUUAAUAUGUCUCUUACAAAGCAAAUGGAUAGUUGCUAGAAGUUUAACUGAAGUACAACCAGAUGCUCGAUUUAUUUCACGAAUUCAUUCACCACUUGAUUGUACUCAAUUUAAUAAUGAUUAUGAAAUUCUUUCAUCAUUUUCAUUUGUUACUCACCUUAAUCCAAUAUUAUUAUCUUCAUCACAAACUUAUGGUUUGAUGGAUUCGAAUGAAAAUAUUUACAAGUUACAAAUUGUUAAUCAAAAACUUGUUCCACUUACUGUUUUUUGUUUAAAAUCUUUGCGAGAAUUAUACAUACAAAAGACGAGUUUCUAUGAAUUUGAAUUAGAUGACAAUUCUAUUCGUGCACUUCCUUCUGAAAUUGAGAUGCUUGCAACAUCACUUACACAUUUCGCUAUUUAUGAUACUCCAGUUGCUCAUUUGCCUGAACAGAUAGGCAAAUUAAGAACUCUAUACUAUCUAGAAUUGUCCAAUACCGGUCUUCUUGAUGUUCCAAAUUCUAUUGGUGAUUUAUCUUCACUACUAGACCUGCGUUUGCCUUGGAAUAAACUAACAUCGUUACCGAUAACCCUUGGAAACCUUCAAAAUUUGCUCCUUGUAAAAUUAGAUGGAAAUCCACAAUUACGUUCAGUGCAAUCCCUCAACGGUCUUCCAAAUCUUCAAAGCAUAAUCACAACUUAUUGUUCAAUCGAGCGUCUGCCAUCUAAUUUACCAAAUUUGCAGCACUUAAACAUGCGGCAUAAUAAUCUAACAGAUCUUGUUAAUAUUAGAACAUUGGGUAAUAACACGAAUCUUCCUAAAUCUUUCUAUUUCUCCGCGAAUCGUAUUCGUUCUGUUCCACCACAAGUUGGUUAUGUACGCAAUCUAGUUGAACUCGAUCUCGACUAUAAUGAAUUGACUAAUUUACCUUCAGAACUUCUAAAUGUUACUACACUUCACUAUUUAUAUAUUCGUAAUAAUCGUUUUAGUAUUACUGAUUUACAAACAAUUGCUGCUAAAUUUAAAACAACAAAUCCAAAUUUAGAUUUCAAAUACUAA